ACGAAAACUAGUUAAACUAAUGAACAUUAAAACACACAUUGGAAAUAUACAUACAAAAAACUGAAAACAAAAUUCAAAAGAACCUUGAAAGUAAAAAAUUAUAAAUAUUUAGUGAAAAUGGAUCAACAUGACGCGGAUAACUGCAAAUGUCACAAGCAGGCGGCGCCAGCACAACAAACACUAACCGAUUUGGAGUUCGAUCGUGGCAUCUGGAAUGCAGCCAUCUAUAAUGAGCCGGAGCGGGUGCGCAAUUUCAUCAGCCGCGGCAAAUCAAUGGACCGCGACGACUUCGAUUACACGGCGCUCCAUUAUGCAGCGCGCAAUGGCAAUGUGGAAAUAUGCAAAAUGUUGAUCGAAGAUGGCAAAGCUGAUGUGGACGCGAUUACCAAGGCGGGCGCCACCGCCUUGCAUCGCGCUGCUAUGAUGGGUCAUCUCGAUGUUGUGAAAUUACUGGUUGGCGCCAAAGCAAAUCUCCAGCUGCAAGAUGAAUAUGGACAGACUGCACUUCAUCGUGCUGCUAUACGUGGACACUUGGAUGUUUGUAAAUUUCUAUUGGAGAAGGAUUCGAAAUUAAAGGAAAUCAAGGACAAGAAAGAAAAAAUACCCUAUGAAUAUAUAAUGGAGAAUGCUAACGAUGAUUUCAAAUUAUUGCUUAAGCCCUAGAGUCAAAAUAAUGUAACUAAAGCAAAGAGAUAUUGUAACAUUCAGCCAAAUCAAUUGAAAACGUAUCAAUCAAACAGGCGAAAUCGAAA
This is a messenger RNA of Zeugodacus cucurbitae (melon fly), 752 nucleotides long. Its product is annotated as ankyrin repeat domain-containing protein 39. Bases 118 to 663 code for a protein of 181 amino acids. Gene Ontology annotation, molecular function: protein binding. The record is from RefSeq and is a predicted model, not a curated record. Lineage: Eukaryota; Metazoa; Arthropoda; Insecta; Diptera; Tephritidae. The transcript has 3 exons.